Austrofundulus limnaeus is the source of this 5139-nucleotide messenger RNA. It is a transcript of the gene ctbp2a, whose product is annotated as C-terminal binding protein 2a. Gene Ontology annotation, cellular component: nucleus. The record is from RefSeq and is a predicted model, not a curated record. NCBI's taxonomy places the organism in Eukaryota, Metazoa, Chordata, Actinopteri, Cyprinodontiformes, Rivulidae. Gene Ontology annotation, molecular function: transcription coactivator activity; NAD binding; transcription corepressor activity. The coding region runs from base 16 to 3609 and encodes 1197 amino acids. The transcript is spliced from 10 exons. Gene Ontology annotation, biological process: regulation of transcription by RNA polymerase II.
UCUUCAAUUUUGCCAAUGCUUGUGCCUAACAAGCAGUUAGGUCUUGGGCGUUCCCACAGCUGGGACACCUUGGGAGGGAAUGAGGGUCAGUGGGAAAGGCAGUGUGACAGCGUCUAUGAGCAGCAAGCAAGAGUAGCGGGCCGACGAAACUCUUUGUCAUACGGGGAGGGGGGAGGGUGGUACGAGGCUCCACCGGGAUUGCGUCCUCCUGACCUGGAUUUGAAACGUGCUCCGUAUUCCUACCAAGACUCUCCCUACGGGCAGGUUUAUGCUGAGCGGCACGAUCCACGGGGGCUGAGGAAGAGCUCUGUACCAGAUUUAAACCAUUACGAGCGGGCRCCCAUGGCUCACCGAGGAUCCAUUCCACAUCAGGAUUACUAUCCUCACGAUCCUGCUAUGACUCCUCGGCCACCUGAGGGUCUUUACCGGUCAGAUCACCCACCCCUGCCGUCUCAUCCGCUCAGCAGGUCAGGUUCACAUUUUGGGAUGGCGCCGGGGGCUCGUGCUGGAUGGGAUCAGAGUCAGYCAGGUAGGACAGGACCACAAGCCCCUUCAUCACCUCUGCCUCCUCCGCCUCCUCCAACAGUUCAUGAGUUGAAUCGAGCUUAUAGGGAAACUGGUGCUGUAACCGUUGCCAAGAUGAUGCCAGAUGGUCAACAACGCUUACUUUCCAGAGACCCACCUCCUGUUCACUAUGGAAUGGAGCAAGCUUCUCCUCGAUAUGCCAGUGAACCUCCACCUCUGACUGGUCAGUCAGUCUUUACGGAUGUUGAUGGCCACCCCCUGGAUUCACAGCAGCAAGUUGCUACCUGUCUUGUAGUCGAUCCAGUCAGUCAAGGAGUCAUAAUGAGGCAAGAUACAGCAUCACCUUACACCAUCCAACAACAGCAGCAAUUACAACAGCAAAUACAGCAGCAACAAUUGCAUCAGCAGCAACUUCAACAACAACAAAUUCAGCAGCAGCAACUCCAGCAGCAGCAACACUCUCAACAGCAGCAAUUACAGCAACAGCAGCUACAGCAACAACACAUACAGCAGCAGCAGCAGCAACCAAUUCAACAACAGCCUCAACAAGACCAGCUGCAGCAACAUCUGCAGCAACAACCACUUCCACCUCCACCUGCCAUGCCAGUGUCCAACCCACACCUCGCCAUGUCGGCUCCAAUUCCAGCUUCACCUGCUCCUGUGCAGCCUGCAGCCGUUCUCCCAGCUGUACCUGUUCCUGUGCAGGCAGUCCCUACUCCUGCACCCCCUCCUCCAACUACCCCGCUUCCUGCUCCAUCUUCUGAACCUCCCCUAGCUACUCCACAGACACCAUUGCCCAUGGACCCCAAGAAGGCAGUUGAUACAGAAUUCCUUUCUUUGUUGCGUAACGAGGGCUUAACAGAGAGCACCAUUUCAUCACUCAUCCAGCAGGGAUUUGACUCCACUGGCAUGCUAACUGUCAUGGAAGACAACGAUGUCCGCACCGUUGCUCCCAACCUCGGCCAAGCUCGUGUGCUGUCUCGCUUGCUCCACAACUUGAAGCGGCCUCUUGAGGCUACUCCAGCCCCCUCCCGACCUCAGACACCAAUGCGAGGUCGCUCUAAUAGCUUUAGCCAUCGUUCAGACAUCUACCAUCAACAGCAUCACCAUUCAUCCCAUCCUUCCCACGUUUUAGCCAUCGAUCCUCAACUUAUGCCCCCACCAACCCCUGGGGCUAUGCAAACCAUUUCCCCAAGGAUGGGCGAGGUARUAAGUAGGAGGCCCAGCAGUGCUCCCUCUCAGAACUACCUGGAUGCCUCGAUCGGCUACCCAGGUCAACCACCUCGAUCCCCCGGGCCAUACUCUGGAGCCAUUAUGCCUGUUCAAACAAGACCUAUGUCAGCAUACUCUUCUGGAGUAACAAUUCCUGGGGUACCUAUGCAGGGUAUGCAGAUAAUGCCCCAGCAGAUGACUGGAUCAAUGCCUGCCAUACCGGGAUCUGUGCCAGGGAUGCCACAGCAGAUGCCUGUGUCCAUGCCAGCUUUGCAGCAGCCACCUCAACAAGUACCAAAAGCAUACUCCACCAAUUACACUGUACCAAUGGAGCUGAUGAAGAGGGAUAGGAGUAUAAUCCCAAUGUCUCCCAUGCAUAGCCCCCACCCAAGUCCUCAGCUGAUACGUAAGGGUCAAGCAUCAGACAAUGCUCUUGUCCCAGUUGGGAUGCCUGUUCAAGGUCAAGGUGCCCUGGUUGCUAACCAGAAGUUGAGUCGACGCACGGGUCCACCUGUCAUCGUGUCUACAAUGGCAUCUCCAGACACAAGUAUUCGGCCCCAGAUUAUGAACGGGCCCAUGCACCCGCGCCCCCUGGUGGCGCUGCUGGACGGGCGCGACUGCACCGUGGAGAUGCCCAUCCUCAAAGAUCUGGCCACGGUGGCYUUCUGCGACGCCCAGUCCACGCAAGAGAUCCACGAAAAGGUGCUCAACGAGGCCGUCGGGGCCAUGAUGUACCACACCAUCACCCUGACCAGAGAGGACCUGGAGAAGUUCAAGGCGCUGCGCAUCAUCAUACGCAUCGGCAGCGGCUACGACAACAUCGACAUCAAGGCCGCCGGAGAGCUCGGCAUCGCGGUGUGCAACAUCCCCUCGGCAGCUGUGGAGGAAACGGCAGACUCCACCCUUUGCCACAUCCUGAACUUGUACCGRCGGAACACCUGGCUGUACCAGGCUCUCCGGGAGGGCACGCGGGUCCAGAGYGUGGAGCAGAUCCGGGAGGUGGCRUCCGGGGCGGCCAGAAUUCGKGGRGAGACGCUCGGCCUCAUUGGAUUUGGCCGAACAGGCCAAGCGGUGGCCAUGCGGGCCAAGGCAUUUGGCUUCAACGUAAUCUUCUACGACCCCUACCUCCAGGACGGCUUGGAGCGCUCGCUCGGAGUGCAGAGGGUCUACACGCUGCAGGAUCUGCUCUACCAGAGCGACUGYGUCUCCCUGCACUGCAAUCUGAAYGAGCACAACCACCACCUCAUCAACGACUUCACCAUCAAACAGAUGCGUCAAGGUGCAUUCCUGGUCAACAUUGCGCGGGGGGGUCUCGUAGAUGAGAAAGCCCUGGCUCAGGCCCUGAAAGAAGGCAGAAUACGAGGCGCUGCCAUGGACGUCCACGAGUCCGAGCCUUUCAGUUUUUCCCAGGGUCCCCUCAAAGAUGCCCCCAACUUGAUCUGCACCCCACACACCGCUUGGUACAGCGAGCAGGCRUCGCUGGAGAUGAGAGAAGCCGCUGCCACAGAAAUUCGUAGAGCCAUCACUGGCCGUAUUCCCGACAGCCUGCGAAAUUGUGUCAAUAAAGAGUUCUUUGUAACUACAGCACCCUGGGGAAUGAUGGAGCAGCAGGCGCCUCAGAUUCACCCUGAAAUCAACGGUGCGGCGUACAGUUUUCUACAGUUUGAUGGGAUAAUGAAGACUCAAAAAUUCCCCCCUGGUGUGAUGGGGAUCGCCCCCGGUGGGAUUGCUGGACCUAUGGAGGGGUUGGUGCCCGGGGGAGUGCCCAUCGCCCACACCCUGCCCCUGGGCACCCAUCCGUCACAGGCCACCUCCCCAAACCAACCCUCCAAGCAUGGCGACCCCAUGAGGGAGCACAUGACUGAGCCGUGAAAGGACUGCUUAUACUGCAGCAAGGCCAAAUCAGUGUAAACUAAAAAAAAAAAAGGAACCAACCAAGUCAACCCAUCCAAACAUAAGCUUGACUUCAGCCAUCUGGACCUACCAGCAAACUGCCUGCCGGGCAACGUUACACACUUUUUUUUGUAUGAAACCAUAAAGUCUGAGUGGACGAUGGGACACGCCUGAGCUGCCACACAGAGAUGGGACUGACCAUCAAACUCAAGCGCAGAAGAACCGAAACAUCUCCUCCUCUUAUAUUAGUUUUUUUUUUUUGUCAUUUACUAAACUAAGUGAUGUUUUUGUUUAUAUCUUUAUCUUCUCAUAUAUCUAUUAGAGAAAUUCCUCUGGACUUCUUGGACAUGUUACCAAGUGUAGGAUGGAAGACUURACCCAUUCCCUCUCUGGUUUAAAGGACGACCCGUCAAAUGUUUUCCCCUUCAGCUUCACUCGUUUUUUUCUCUCUGUCUUGUGUUGCUUUUUUUAGUUUUCUUUCAAUACUUAUUAAUUCUCCAUUCUGUAUUUUUGUUACAAUAUUGUUUGCCCCUGUUCUUCAAUGUGUGGGAGAAAAAAAAAAAGAAUGAUUUUAAAGUUAUGCUUAGCAAAUUCGAAAAGUUCAAAAGGUGGCAAGACUAUUUCAGACAUCAGCUCAUUUUUCUGUUUUUAUUUUUGCCCUCUUUCUGUUUCUUGCCCCAGAAUGUAAAGACAAAAUGUGGGGCAGGAUGUGUGGAAAAAAAAGAUUUGAACUUGUGAGAUAGAAAUGAUCCAUUUAAAUAAAUAAAAGAAUAAUAUUUGAGACAAAGACAAGCAUCUUGGCCUUGCUGAGCCAGGGUACUGAUGAUAUUUGGUUCCUAGAGAUUUACCGUCAGCAUCCAAAGGACCUAAUUUAUAUAACAACUAAACAUUUUUGAGGAAUAAAUGUGUUUAGUAGGCCAGAAACAGAAAAUAUCUUACUCAGGAAGAAAAAUAAUAUUAAAAUGAACAGGGGAAAAAAAGAGGGAAAAAAUCUGGAUUACUGUUUUUCACGUCUUUCUCCAUUGUGGUAUUUUUUUAUAUAUCAAUUGUGCAUUUUUUGAUGUUGACGUUUUUUUCACUCCUGUUAGAUUUGUAUUGAUAAAUGUAUUACCGUAGUCUUACGUGACCAGGACCACCCCGCCCCACCCMCCUCAGUCAUAGUUUUUUCUUUGUUGCCCUGUCCUAAUGGGAGCCAGCUGGGGCUCUGUGAACACGCAGCAGCCACGUUCAUCCCCUGCAGCUCUGUAACUUUAGAAAGAAGUGGCUGCUAGCAGAUUGUUUGGUUUUUAGUGUGAGUGUUUGUAUUUGUUUCUUGUAUAAGGUGAACAUUUAGCAUACAGUGCAGUUGGAACCAAUAAAUAAAACUUACUGUUCUGAUUAAUAAUAGGUAGCAAAAACGCUUACCGGUAUUUUCUUUGUUUGGUUUUGUUUACAUAUUUUCUUGGCACUAUGUUUUAAAAGAUCUGACUGUUCUCAGCUUCUCAAAAUAACGCACAAUUUCUGAUAUAA